Molecule: messenger RNA, 4566 nt
Organism: Lates calcarifer (barramundi perch)
Lineage: Eukaryota; Metazoa; Chordata; Actinopteri; Centropomidae
Gene: pgr
Product: progesterone receptor
Exons: 8
Coding region: 322-2352 (676 amino acids)
Biological process (GO): regulation of DNA-templated transcription
Molecular function (GO): DNA-binding transcription factor activity; sequence-specific DNA binding; zinc ion binding
Source: RefSeq, a predicted model, not a curated record
AAAAGAACAUCAUUUUAACUUUGAAACAUGACACAUCAAGGAAUAAGGAAAUAUACUUAAAUAUGCCACCUUUAUUUUCUGAAAGAGUUCAUUAUUGCGCACUCUUAAUCUCUCAUUAAAACACAGGCUACAAGUUUUUUUUCUUCUUCUCUGAUCAGUUAAAUUUUAUGGAAUAGACUCUGAUGUGAAAGAAAGACGAAGUCACAGCGUUUUUUCAACAGGGAGGAGGCUUACAGGAAGGUCUCUGAGUCACAACUUAUCACAGAGCGUCCAGCCUCCGGGCGCACUCCAGUCUCUGCUGUGCGCUUCGCACUUCAGAAAAUGGAAAAUAAAAUAAACGGACGGAUGAGCACUAUCAGUACUCCGACCGCUGAUUCUACCGACACAAGAGUAAGUGACUUGAUUGAAGCUGGGUUCAGUAAAACUAAAUUACCUGACGACUCACAGUCCCUAACUUGCAUGUCCUCCUCCGUGCGUAAUUUUGGACACACUGGCACACUGAUCCACGGUAUGCAUCCAAGCGGCGACGGCUCAGUUUUCAAGGACUGUAACAUACUCGACAGUCCACUUGCCACAAAACACUUCUAUGACCGUAGCAAUGAAUAUCUGAAGUGUGACAGUGUGCCGUGGGAAGAUUUUGUAAAAGUUCAGAGAACGAAUGUGGCCACAUCCGAAAGUUUGCCAGGCGCAAGCGUGAGCCUCUCCUCGACAACCGGAGCCUGCAAGUUCAUCAAAGACGAAAAGCAGCCUUCUGUGAUCAUGGACACCCCUUGUCCCAACUUUGAUCCAUCAUCGGAGAUGUCUGCCCUCGACACCUGCUGUGACACCGAAAGGAAGCAGCAGCUGGGGCUUGGAGACGGGGAGUCGACAAGCUUCAGAGCAGCCACGGCGGGUACUCGGCCGGGGCUGGAGGGAUCUCCAAACUUUCUGAUUGACCUGAACCAGACAGAGCAGCUGCCGGCGCUGAGCCAGGUGAGGACUGACUCCAGGUGUAGUUUGUCCGGGAAGGCUGUCGUCAACUUCGAUGCUCACCCUCACGCAGCCUCGCAGCAGACCGUGUACAAGAACGAGAUUCCCCGUUGGCAGAUGCAGACGUCCCUGGCUGAGCCUCAGUACUGGUGCCAGUCCGCAGGGGUGACCGAGGACCCGUUCGCCCACAGCGGCUAUGAGGUGAUCCAGAAUCAGGCCCUGUCUCAGAGGAACCCUUCACCUUUCUCUGCAUACCCCGGGAUGCCACCUCAGAGACUGUGUGUGAUCUGUGGUGAUGAGGCAUCUGGUUGCCACUAUGGAGUCUUGACCUGUGGGAGUUGUAAAGUCUUUUUUAAAAGAGCAGUUGAAGGCCAUCAUAGUUAUCUCUGCGCUGGACGAAAUGACUGCAUUGUGGACAAAAUCCGGAGGAAAAAUUGCCCUGCAUGUCGCCUCCGAAAGUGCUAUCAAGCUGGGAUGAUGCUUGGAGGCAGGAAGUUGAAGCGUUUUGGGGCCUUGAAAGCCUUGGGUCUGGCAUCAUCCCUGAUGUUCCAGUCCCACUUGGCCAUGUCCAACGACAGUCAGGCCCUGACCUCCAUGUCUUGCAUACCAGGCAUCCGUGAGGUGCAGCUCACCCAACAGAUCAUCAGCAUCCUGGAAAACAUUGAACCAGAGGUCGUGUACUCUGGUUACGACAACUCCCAACCCGAAGCACCCCAUCUUCUACUCACCAGUCUCAACAGGCUGUGUGAGAAGCAACUGCUGUGGAUUGUCAAGUGGUCCAAGUCUUUGCCAGGCUUUCGUAAUCUUCACAUCACUGAUCAGAUGACCCUCAUCCAGUACUCGUGGAUGAACCUUAUGGUGUUCUCGCUUGGGUGGCGCUCCUUUCAGAACGUCACCAGUGAAUAUUUAUAUUUCGCACCCGACCUGGUUCUUAGUCAGGAGCAAAUGAUGAGAUCUCCAAUUUACGACCUCUGUCUGGCAAUACAGUUUAUUCCUCAGGAAUUUGCAAAUCUUCAAGUUACCCGUGAGGAGUUUCUGUGCAUGAAAGCCAUAAUACUACUCAACACAGUGCCUCUUGAGGGACUGAAAAGUCAGGCAGCAUUUGAAGAGAUGAGACAAAACUACAUCCGGGAGCUGACCAAGGCUAUCCAUAUGAAGGAGAAGGGCAUGGUGGCCAGCUCGCAGCGAUUCUACCACCUCACCAAACUGAUGGAUGCCAUGCAUGAUAUAGUGAAGAAGGUCAACCUGUUCUGCCUGAGCACCUUCAUCCAGGCAGAUGCCAUGAAAGUGGAGUUUCCAGAGAUGAUGUCAGAGGUCAUUGCCUCCCAGCUUCCCAAGGUCCUGGCAGGCAUGGUGAGGCCACUCUUAUUCCACACCAAGUGACGAUGCCAGCACAGACAUCAUGACUCUGUGGAGACAUCUUGUGCCUGGAUUAUUCACCCCAUUAUUACAAAUGUAGCUAGUCAUCUGUAUUUUGCCAAACUGCCUCUACUGUUCUUUAUGAGGUGAACUAGAAUGGACAUGUUAAGUAUGUUUUUUUUUUUCAAGAAGAGAAAGGCAUCAGUUUAUAAAGCUCUGUAUAAUGCUGGUGUAGCCACCCUCUCCCAUCCUACAACUUGUGUACGGAUGGUACUUACUAGCUGAUAUACAGUAGAUUUUGAGAACCCCUGGAGAUACAGAUAGUUUUUUUUACUGACACUGUAAAAAAAAAAAAAAGAGAGAGAGAAAUGAAGAGAAAAGAGAAAAAAUCAAACAUAAAACAAAUAAAACAAACAUAAAUAGUCAGUGUUUCUCACCAAAAAUGUAUUCCUAAUAAAGGAGAAUUUCAGAAGGCACUGAAACCUGGCACUUAAACUAAUUCAGUUAUUUUAGGGUUAACAGCAGAGUGACUCAAAGCACUUGCCUCAGGGAGGAGAAACUAGGAAGGCAACUACCUUUAAAAAAAAUGACUACGAACUACAAAGAACUCAGUUAGUAUACAUCUCUGCCAACACUGCACAAUGCCUUUAAUGUGUUAUUUUUAUAAGAGAGUAGAGAUUAUAAAAUUUUAAAUCUGAAUCUGGAUCUGCACAAAAAUACACCACACAAUGACAGAUGUGAAAAAGAUGCAGGUGACACAUUUAAUUCAAGUGACUGCAACAAUUCAUGAAAAAAUGAAGGAAAAAAAAUAGCAAAGAUGUUCAAAGUAUGUCAUAAUGUUAAGAAUACUUUUUAAAAAUGGAACAACAUUCCGAUGUGUAAUCACAUCUUCUUUGUCCCAUGAUCUCACUUUACACCAAAUUCCACUUUAGUCAGUUAAUAUUUUUCGAGUUCCUGCUAACAAACAGGACAAAUGUGACCUAAAUCAUAAAAAAAAAAAAAUCAAUCACAUUAACUAUGGAUACGAAGGAUAUCAGUCAGUCUAAUCCUAGAAUUUUUUAGGUGAAAAACACAACCAUGUCUAAAAGUAGGGACACAGAGACGCAUGCAUUUUACAUUCAAACAGUUAAUAUACUUAGAGGGCACUCACUAUUUUAUCUUACUGUUUUAUGUGUUGAAUUUAGUGAGCACACUAACUGUGACAAAGAAUUUGGAUCACAGGUCUAAUAAACCACACGUUUUAUUUAUAGACAUGUUUAUGCACCGUCAGAACACAGCAGAUGAUUGCAAGGAAACAAGCUUGCCAUAUAAAAAAGGAUGCCAAAUGUUACAUAUUCAGGAUAUGGUUUGUCAUUUCCGUGAUUUGCUCCUCCAAAUUCAGACUGUUAGGGAGUAUUAUUCUAGCAUCACUGUUCAAGGCCACUUCACAUUCUUAAAGAUGUAAAUGGAAAAGAACAUCCUGAUCUUGGCAAGUGCAAGAUCUCAAAUACCUUCCCAGAUACAUUUUUUUUUAAAUUUCUUUUUGCCAUGAGACAAAGUCUUACUUUGGAAUGACUUUUCAGUUUGUAACUGAAGAACAAAAAGGUUGUUGAUUUUUUUUUUUUUUUUUCAUUUAGCUUUUUCUGAAAUAGUAUCACUUUUAAGAUAAUUAUAGACUUUGUAUUUUGGAAAUGUUGUGACAGUAAUAGAAAAUUAAAUAUUAAACAGCAUAUUUACUAUAAUAUAAUCUGAUACAUGUCUAGUUGUCAUUACUAGUACACCAGUGUACCAGUGAGUACAGUACCACAACAGGCAUUAAAGGUGAAGGUUCACCUCAUGAACAUAGCAUUCAUGACAUCAUAAAAACACAUUUUUACAUAUGGUAUAUAUUUGAUGUGAUAAUUUAUAGUAAUAGACAGUAAAAAGAACUAAAUAUUUUUGAUUAGCAACUACAGAAGAACUUAUGAGCAAUGAUGUACAGUACAGUACUGUGUAGCUAACCAGAAAGUGCACUGCAGCAGUGAGCAGGUUCAGUGGUUGAACAAUGAUCACAGGCCAUAAUUAUGUAAAAUAAAGUAAAGGUGCAAACCCAUUAUGCUUUAUCUAAUAGAUUAGAUUUAAAUCACAGUUUGUUCAAUUACAGUUAAUAGAAGAUGUUUAUGAAACUACAUAUUUCCAUUAACAACUUAAUGAAAGUGUUGAUAUACUGGGAAGUUGACAGAAUAACAUAUUUCUCAGAAUAAAACUUGUGAAAUGGUA